Molecule: messenger RNA, 7857 nt
Organism: Paramuricea clavata
Lineage: Eukaryota; Metazoa; Cnidaria; Anthozoa; Malacalcyonacea; Plexauridae
Source: the annotation of a GenBank genome assembly
CAAUUUUCGAAAACAACAUGGCCGAGCGCAGGGGUUUCCAAAUUUUAAAGUUUUUUAAAAACAAGUUUUAAUUUCAGCAUGUUUGGAGUAGUUUCGCGAUUUCUUUCUCGAUUAUGGGAUGGAACACCGACAGACGAAGUUAAAAAUUUAAAAGACGGGGCAGACAAUGAAAUAUUUUCAACAAAAACCCAAAACGAAAAUAAUAUAAACUUGCAUGGCGCGAAAUUUGAAACGGGAGAACUAAAAAAAGUCAUUUUUGGAUAUGUUACUAAACUUUAUGAUAAUUCAGGUCUAGUUGAUGAUGAGGUUCACUUCACUUUUGAUAAAGUUAUCGGUGGGGUAAGACCAGCCCUAAAUUCCGAAGUUCAGGUUAGAGCAAGCAGAGCAUCGGUUCAUGAUGGCUGGAGGGCUGACCAAGUUGAAGUCAUCGCAACAGACUGGGACGAACUUGGUGAUGAAGGCACAGAAGAAGUCCUAAUUGGCGACGUAACAGAUAUUAAUGAGAAAUACAUGAUUGUCAGCCACGAUACUCAUUGCCCAAUGACAUCGCUCGCAUUUGGGUAUAUUCCGUGCAAGGGCGAUUGGGUACGGGCUGAGGUUAUCAGAGAUAGAGGACUUGUAUGUGACGUAAAAGUUGUGAAACCCCUUCGGGAAAAAAGUUUGACCGGGACAGUUACAUCAGUUGGGUGUGGUCAUGGGUAUAUAAAUACUGACAUAUUUUUUACAUCUGGUGUGUGCAGGACAAAUUAUGUGCCGCGGAAAGGGCAUACGGUUAGAGUGACGGCAAUUGAGUCUAACCAAGGCAACUACUGCAAGUGGAGAGCAGUGAAAGUUGAACCAAAAAUACCAAGGAGAGAGACAAAGUAAGAUUAUGUUAUGUUUCAUUCUCUUCAUUGUCUCAAUUUAUAAUUGAUAUGUUCACCGUACAUGACUACCUUAGAACCAUAAUACCAUUGUACCAAUGAACCAUAGAUUAGUACCAUUAUAGUACCUUAGAACCAUAUAGUAUCAUUGUACUCUAACCAUAGAACCAUAAUGCCACAUAUAAUACUGUACCACAGCACAAUUGAACCAUACAUAGUACCAUAGUAUCAUAAAACAAUUGUAUCAAAAUACCAUAUAGAACCAUUAUACUGUGGUAUUGCUGUACCAUCAAAUCAAAGCACUGUGCAGUACCAUACCAUAAUACUAUAGAAAUAUAAAACCAUAGUUCCAUAGGACUAUAUGCAGUACUGUAGAACAAUAGUACUGUCAAUAGUACCAUAACACCAUAAAACCAUAGUACUACCUUAGUACAAUAACCAUAGAACUGAAGCACCAUGAUAGUAAUUUGAUACCAUAAUCAGGGGCAUAGCCAGGAUUUUUGGUCAGGGGCCAACAUAUAGAAUAUAUAGAAUAUUUUAUAGAAUAAAUUUUCUCCGGGGGGGGGGCAACAUUUUACCAGGGGGGUGGCAGGCCCCUUGCCCUGGCUAUGCCUCUGACCAUAAUAUCAGAGAUGUCAAGCUGACCAACACAUGUUUUGUGAAUAACUGUGUAACAAAGCUGCAGCAAUCAAUUUCCAGUCAGGAAAGCAUUGGCAGACUAUAAAUUAAGCUGUAGGUAUUGCAUGAAAUUUAAGGCAAAACAUUUUAAAGUGGUUAGCGCACUUGCCUUUCACCUUUAAGGCCGAGGGUUCAAAUCUCAGUGAGAACUUUCUCAAUGGGACUAGAACCCAGUCCUCAUGUGAAAAGAGUAAAAAGUCAACGUUCUGCCGAAGGCCGUGGGGUUUUUCCGGGUGCUCCGGUUUCCUCCCACAGGGAAAGUUGACAGGGUGGAUUAGGUAAAAGGGCCGACACAUAUAUUGACCCAUAAUGAUACUAAUUUUGAUGAUAAACUAGUAUUCCAAACAUGAUGGGUCUCAGAACUGAAAGUAAAUUCACCAAGAAACUAUUGGAAAACAAAGAAGAUGUUGUGAUCACAGACAAAAUAAACUUUCCUGAUGUAACAUUGGACAAAGUGCAAGAGACAAUUCUUUUUAUUAGGUAAGGGAUACAGAUUAUAUAGAUCAUAAAAAAAUUUGCAUUUUGGAAAACUAAUAGAAAGGUUUACUGUAGAUUCUAAUACAAUUUCAUUUUUCUUCAGAAAUGAUGGCAUAAAUUCAGUUGUUCUUAAGUCUGUUGAUGGUUUGUCGAAGGAAAGUCUUUUUAAAAUUAGUUUCAUUGGGCAAGAAAUGAUGGGGGAUGAUUCACAAGAUGGGAUGAAUGAUUCAGGAAGACUUCAAUUUAAUGUUCAGAUCAAUCCUCAGAGCUCAAUAGAAUUGAAAGUUACAGUCAACUCAAGGUGAAGACUACUGUACAUGAUGUUUCGUGCUUCAUCAGGGCUUUCAGAAUUAUUCUGAGAAGGUGGCUGUGUUCAUAAAGUAGGCUGCAGGGUCUGAAAUUUAUAUUUUUCUCAGUAUCCAACUGGGAUACCAGGAUUCAAAGUUUAGUAUCCCCCCUGAGAAUGCAGUAUCCCACUUCUGGAUACUGGUUACCAGUACCAUAAGUAUUAUACCCAGUGUCCCAUCCAAAUAAGUUUCCAUAACUGUCACUGUUGCAUAUUACAAUAACAACAGGAGAUUCAACAGUCAACAACUAGCCAAUUCAUUAAUCCACAAAUAUGCACAUAAUAUGAGGAAAGGCUUGGGUGGCAAACUCAUAGUAUUCAAAAGCUAUCAGGAGACUGUCAGAGGUGCUUAACAUUUUCCUAAUGUUUGAAAUUUUCUUAGUAUCCAGUCGGGAUACAAGUCUUUCACAGUUUGGUAUCCAAAACCAAAUUUUAGUAUCCUGUGGAUAUCGAGAUACUGCAAAUUUCAGACCCUGGGCCGGCUGUGGGGAGCGAUCUAGGGAAUCUUAAAGUCAUCCAAAUUAACUAGUGUGUGUAUAUAUUGUUUAUCAGAAAGCAACUCACAAGUGAGCUCUGUACGUACCAAAUUAUAAUGUAUCGCUGCUUUGAUUCUUCAGCAAGAUAACUUCAAGAUUUUUGAUGGCAAAUCACUAAAUUAGUUUUACGAAAUACAUGUAGUAUGUCGUUUUCGAAAACAACCAGGCUAUAAAGUAGACCAGGUUGAGGAAAAAUAACUUUGUUUGAAAGCUUAGAGUGGAGCCUGAAGGAGAGCAGAAUUGAUAUAUUUCAAGUACAAACAAAAUAUAAGUAUAGGGUGUCCCAAAAAAACUGGUGGACACUGUUUGAUUUCAAGUAACGUAAAAGCUAUCGCAAUGAAAUAAUGAUCAUUGCAUUCAGAAAGGACUAACUUAGAUUUUGAUAUAUAACACUUGAAUUUACAUGCAAUAUUGAGCGAAAAAAAAAAAUAUUGAGCGAGAUACAACCAAAAUAGAAAUAUUUAUUAUUUAACAAGUAUAACUACAUCGGUAAUUAUAAGGUUGUUUUAUGAUAAUUUUUGGCAUUUUCAAAAACAGUAGGUCAACGUUCAAACAUCACUAGCGCAGUCAAUAUUACAUGUAAAUUCAAGUGCUAUAUAUCAAAAUCUAAGUUAGUCCUUUCUGAAUGCAAUGAUCUUCAUUUCAUUUCAUUGCGAUAGCUUUUAUAGCUUUUACGUUACAUCAAUGCAAACAGUGUCCAGUUUUUUGGGGGGACACCCGGUACCGAAUUCAUUGAUCAAACCAACAUUUUUUCUUUAGGUUGUUAGGUGAAUUUAAUCAACUUGUCGCAUUUAAUUUCGGAGAGUUUCAAAUUGGUCGUUACUUCACAGCCAACGUACGCGAUAAGCAACAACAUUUACUUGACGCGAAGACUCCAUAUCAUAAGAGAAAGUUCAUUGACAAGAAAGAUGCAUUAAACAGAGUACUUGAAACUCGAAACAACCAACAGUGGGUCAUUCCUGGAGAAAGACCUAUGUUUAAGUAAGUUGCUUUGAUGGACCAAUCCCAUAUUAAUCAAAAUUUUGAUCUCAACAAGUCGAGACAAAAUUUCAUCACAGCUUGAAAGAGCAUCACAGAAUUAGCAAUAUUCCAAAGUUUCGUUGCGAAAUGUUGUAAAAUGCGAAUAAUAUAGCCUUGCGAAGUUUGUAAUUUUCAGUCAUUUUGUAUUACAAACGGGAAAUAGUUACCACUUCGGAAAAUUUCCCUCGCGUAAUACAAAAUGACUGAAGAUUGCAAACUUCACAAGGCUAUAUUAUCCGCAUUUUACAACAUUUUGCAACGAAACUUUGGAAUAUUGCUAAUUUUGUGAUGCUCUUUCAAGCUGUGAUGAAAAUUUUGUCUAGACUUGUUGAGAUCAAAAUUUUGGUUAAUGUAGGAUUGGUCCAUUGUUAUCUUGAUAGGGUGAGGUUAUACAUUGUGGAAACCUAUAGGCAGUUUUGAAACACUUCUUUGAAGGCCCAUUUACAUUAGUAAUUUUUGCUGUGAUUUUAGGUGCGAUUUUCUUCUGAUCGAUGUGAACGAGUGGAUGUGCUAUGAAUGUUCAGUUCUGGGUACAUAUACUCGCAACAUUCUCAACUCAUCUGCUCCUUCACAUCGAUCAGAAGAAGACAAGCAAAAAUUGCAAGUGUAAGUCAUGCCUACGAAUUAUAUGUCUCUUCCUUGGCAGCAAAUCCAAAAAUAAAAUGUCUUGUGCAAGUCAAAUAUAAAACUUCCUGCAAAUGUAGAUUUCACAGAACGUAUAUAGUGCCUCACAUUGCGAUAAACUUAAACCCAGCACAAGACAACCUCGACCUGCGUUACAAAUAAUAUAUGGCAUUCUAGUAUAUAAGAUGACAAAAAUUCCAAGCAAGAUGUGAGAAGAUUUAGUUGGAGGGCAAAAUAGACCUAUAUACCGAUUAUUCUCUUUUACCCAAUGGCCUCAUUUUCAUCUCAAAUACUUACUCAUGUUUUGUGCUAACCAGAUGAUCUCGUGUUCGUAUUUUAGCCAAUCAGCGUUCAGAAAGGGUUGUCCGAAUAGAAAUCCAUUUUGAUGUACUCAGUCAAUUAUAUCUUUCGUUAUUCUUUAUGAAACUAGUUGAAAUUUUGUAAUUAUGUUUGCUUAUGAGAACUAUAGCUCUGACAAAAAUAUGCAAUCGAAAUAAAGUAUAUUACAGAAGAUAUUCAGUUGUUUUAAUCAUAAAAUGGAUUUCUAUUUGACAACUAGUGCCAGUACUUUUGCGCGUAUCAAGAUCAUCUGGAAGUAUAGGGUUGAAAAUUAUUUUGUUAUAUUGAGCCUAAGAUGCUAAGAACAGCAAGAAUCAAACAAAUUCGUCCAGGAAAACACGGGAAUAUAAUCUUUAUAUCUGCCCCUGACAUAAUCGGUAAGGUCUAUUUGUCCUCCAAAUUGGAGGUCAAAAACUAAAAUAGUUUGCUGAUGUCAAAUGUUAAUCUUUCCUGAUGAAACUUGGCAUGUAUACCAGUGCUGGAAAUGAAAUGUCUGGCAGCGCGCCAGCACCAUCACUGUCAAGAAAUGUUUAACAAAAUAUCUUCUUCUAACAACUUGAAGAUGAAAAGCUGAAUUCGGUUUGCUCAAGUUUCCAUCAUUCUUUGUUUCAGACAAAAAACAAUCAAUAUUUCUACGAAGCUCUAUCAAUACGAAAUACCAAGAACAUUGAGGCAGUACAUCUUGAAUAAAAUGGAUUUAUGUGGUCUGGUUCCAAGCCUUGCAGAGGUAUGACGACUGAUGACCAUUUUUAUUGUAAUUGAUAUUUGAAGUUUUGAACUGGUCAUUAUGAUUAUUUUCUAGCCUCUUUCAACAAGAAACUACAAAGAGAGAUUUUCAGCUUUAUUACAUUCCGAGGAAGUUCAAAUGGAACUAGAAAUGCGUGAAUUUGACUUGCAGCAGGUUGGUGGGAAAUUUGAAUCCAAAAGAGUAUGAACUGGUGAAGCCAGUUACAGACGCGUAAAGUUUUUCUGUUUAUUUUCUAUGACAAGUUUUUGCUUUUCAUCGCUUUUUCAAAACUCGUUCGUUUGUAACCAACUUUAAAGUUAACUCUAAGACACACGAUUCUGAUUGCAUAACUGCCGUACUAACCAAAUUUCACCGCAACCACGUCCAUUUAUAAGGCCCCAUGUCCACUCAGGAAAAUUUUCCGCAGAAAAAAAAUUUGUAAAAUGUGAUUGGCCACACAAAUUUUCCGUUGGAAAAAAAUUUUGAAGUUAAAAAUUUUCAACUUUUAACAAUGAUAUUUUCAGAAAAUUUUCUGUCCGUGGGGCUAUACAACCGGUCACAGUGCCAUGGUUCAAUUAUAAUUUUUGUCUUCAAAUCAAUCCGUGAUUAUUCGUUGUGAUGUUUUUAGGUGUCGUUAAAACCUGCAGGAGAAUUUUUGGGUCUCGCUGUCCCUGGUUUGGCUGAAGGAAGACCUUCGCUUCUGAUUGGCGAUCGAGUGAUACUGUGUGUUAGCGGUGAGUUUUCUGUGGAAAAAACUUGGCUAUAGCGCCUCAUUUUUCAGCAUACUUUUCCGUAAUAAAAUAUGCCGGUAAUGAACGCUUUCUUGUUUAUUAUAUAUUAUAUAUUACUUGUUUAUUAUUACGAAGAAUAUAUCCGAUUUAAUACGAUUUGCUGUUUCAUUUAGGAGCUUCAACCAACUCUCCAAAAUAUGAAGGCUUUAUUCAUGAGGUAUGCACGCGUCUUCUUCAAUAAACUGGAAUUAAAUUGUGAAAUAAAAGAUGUUUAAUUAAGAUAAGCUGAGUACCUAAGUUAAUAUUUUAAGGUACUGAGUAGCGAGGUCUUGCUGAAGUUUCACGAAGAUUUUCACUCCACGUAUGAUAUGGACUCGUACAAUGUCAUGUUCUUUUUCAACAGGUAUAGGAUCCUUGUACCUGUCACGUUUUAGGAAGAGUUACUCUUUUUAGACUUUUGUAAUUUUGUAUUCUUUUGUAUUUUAAACUUAACCCUAAUCCUAUCCCUAAUCCUAACACUUUCCCUAAUCCAAAUCCAAACCCUAAUCGUAUAACCCUAAAAGUCUAAAAAUAGUAACUGUUCCUAAAUUGUGACUCAUACGCUAAAUGUAACUGGGCUCUCUUGACGUUUGAGUUUGGACCAUGCAGAAAUACGAAACAACUCAUUUUUUUGAAAAGUCAAUAUAUUUCUCUUCUACCUUAUCUACAGAACUACGCUGAGAAGGUCUCAUAAAGCAGUUGAAUCGGCAAAAUAUUUAGGAGAUCAGGGUAAGAAAAUUUCUAGAGAUAGACCGGCAAGUGCUCUUUGCCGUAUGGCUGAUAACUGGAUAGCCGGGCCAGCCCGACUUCUUAUUUAUUAAUUAUUUAUUAACUUCACAACCAUGAGUACUAUAAAAUGAUUACAAAUAAACUUUUGGAAAAAAACUGGGCAACACUUAAUUUAAAUAUGGUUGAAGAUAUAGUCAACAGCACAUGAGUCCCAUGUGAAAACCAACCUGGCAAAAAGUUAUCUAGUAGACAUAAAUUAAAGACAAGGGCUACAACACUAUUUACAUUAUACUGUGUAUAUAAUAUAGGACAGCUUAAGAGCCAUAGCUUAAGUUGAAAGAACGGCAUUUAGAGCAAUACGUUUUCCAAGUGCGCAUUUUGUUUUAUACAUCAAAAGAAGAAUCUGAGUAGUGAGUAUAGAGUUGAUGCUUAGAGGAGGAAACAGACGAACUAUUGCGAAACAAACAAACAUACAAAGAGCCUCUUAGCUGUACAGUAACUAUAUACAUGCAGACCUCUGACAAUUCGGUUUCUUUUCCUAUUAUCAGUUCUGUUUCCACGUGAAGUCGUGCCAAAACUACCACAAGAGUCGAAGAAAGACAAAGGGCUGUUCAAUGCAAAGCUAAAUGAACGUCAGCGUGCUGCUGUAUCGAGGAUUUUGAUUGGCCAGUCUCGACCAAUGCCGUACGUUCUUUUUGGCCCGCCAGGCACUGGUAAAACUGUCACUCUGGUUGAAGCAAUACUACAG